Chionomys nivalis (European snow vole) is the source of this 1252-nucleotide messenger RNA. It is a transcript of the gene Cdc42se1, whose product is annotated as CDC42 small effector 1. The transcript has 5 exons. NCBI's taxonomy places the organism in Eukaryota, Metazoa, Chordata, Mammalia, Rodentia, Cricetidae. The record is from RefSeq and is a predicted model, not a curated record. Gene Ontology annotation, biological process: regulation of Rho protein signal transduction. Gene Ontology annotation, molecular function: small GTPase binding. The coding region runs from base 394 to 633 and encodes 79 amino acids. Gene Ontology annotation, cellular component: plasma membrane.
CGUUUCCGCCCUCGGCCGGCCCCACCUCUGCCGGCCCGCCCUCGACUCCCCGCCGUGCGGAGCAGCAGCCCGGGAUCCCGGAGUGGCGGAGCCCCCGCCCGCAGCGGCCGCCGCCUGGACGCCGGGGAGCCGCAGGAUUUCACAUCGAAAGAAGACAGAACCUUGUGCCUGCCCGCCCAAGCCUCUUGCUGGUGCUUUUAGUGACCCCGGGUCCGAGACUCUGACCUUCACUGCACGAGUGAGGGUCUCUAGGAUUCCCACAGCCCGAGAACCAUCCAGCUGUGUGAAUCCCGGGUGCUGUUCCGCCUGAGAGUGAGGACUGGCUGGUUAGCAACAAAACAAGAGCCCUCUGGGGCCUCUGGCAGAGGCCCGAAGCUGGAACCAUCAGGGAAUAUGAGUGAAUUUUGGCACAAACUGGGCUGUUGCGUGGUAGAGAAGCCCCAGCCGAAGAAGAGGAGAAGACGGAUUGACCGCACCAUGAUCGGGGAGCCAAUGAAUUUUGUCCACUUGACUCACAUCGGCUCGGGAGAGAUGGGGGCAGGAGAUGGACUUGCCAUGACCGGUGCAGUUCAGGAGCAGAUGAGAUCCAAGGGAAACCGGGACAGACCGUGGAGCAGUUCUAGGGCCUUGUAGCUCCCACAGGCCUGGCUCUGCAGUCUUGGCGUUCCCAUUCCGUGUCCAGCCCAGAAGAAAUGCUGCCCACACCAGAUCCCUUCCACAACCAGUGACCCAAGGGUCCCACCUCUCCCCGCUUCCUAACAAGUGCCUCCAACGGCAUGGGGGCUGGACUCCCUCUCCUCCCUCUGGCCUCUGCCCCUCCUGGAGAUGGGCUCAAGGCAGCAGGACUGACCAAGUGACUACUGGUGGGCCAGAGGAGUCAGCUGAAGCCCUGGGCACCCUAGAUCUGAGCUGGAGGUUCUCUGGGAACCUGGAAUGAGUUCCCUGCUCCUGAAUGAAGGUCGGGUGCCACCCGUUUAAACUUCUUGCCUUUACUUUUUAAAGGAGGCAGGUAGGUGAGGGGACCACAGCUGCCUCCCUGCCCUCUUUCCUUCUGGAAUGCGCACUGCAGAGGCCAAGGGACGGAGUGACCGCUGCCCAGUACACGCUGGAUUUCAGGUGAAAGCUCACAGCCCCCACGUCUCUGCCGGCACCAGGGUCUUGCUCCAGUUAGGCCUCUAAUCCUGUGCUUCUGUAGUAUUAAUAGCUUCCCAGAAAUAUUCCUUUUUUUAAUUAAAAUUUUAAUUUAAGAUGA